AUGUGCAUGGGCGGCGGAGAAACCGACGCCGAGACGAAACGGCACCGCGAGAUCGAGAGGGUCAUUCGCCAGGAUGAGAAGCGCAUGUCGAAGGAAGUGAAGUUGCUGCUGUUGGGCGCUGGAGAGAGUGGCAAAUCUACAAUCCUGAAACAGAUGAAACUGAUUCAUGCGUCGGGUUUCUCGAAGAAUGAUAGGGAGGAUUACAAGGUCAUCAUUUUCUCGAACCUACUGGAUUCUUUGAAAAUCAUCCUGGAGGCGAUGGAGAUCUACGACCUCACUCUGGAGAGACAAGAGAACGAGGUUUAUGUCGACCUGGUUAUCAUGGAGAGGGAAUUGAGUCGGGGCGAGCCCUUCCCGAAGGAGUACCACGUUGCUUUCCGGAGCCUUUGGAGCGAUCUGGGAGUGCAGAAAGCCGUCAAGAGGGGCAACGAGUUUGCGCUGCAUGACAACUUGAUAUACUUCUUCGAGAGUCUGGACCGGUUAUUCGCCAAAGAAUUCCUCCCGACCGAUCAAGAUAUCCUGCGAUCUCGGUUAAAGACGACGGGAAUCACCGAGACGGUUUUCGACCUCGGAACCCUGACGUACCGCAUGUUCGAUGUGGGUGGACAGAGGUCGGAACGGAAGAAGUGGAUUCACUGCUUCGAGAACGUCACCGCGCUCUUGUUCUUGGUUGCGAUCAGUGGAUACGAUCAGUGUUUGGUGGAAGAUAAGGACGCAAACCAAAUGCAGGAGGCCCUGAUGCUGUUCGAGAGCAUUUGCAACUCGCAGUGGUUCAUCCGAACAUCGAUGAUCCUGUUCCUCAACAAGAUCGAUCUGUUCAAGCAGAAGCUCCUCAUUUCGCCCGUCAAGAAGUACUUUCCCGACUACCAGGGCGACCCCAAGUCGUACAAGCAGGCUUCCGAGUUCUUCCAGGAGAACUUCAAGAGGCUCAACCGAAACUCGGGCAAGGUGGGGGUUUUCUACAUCGACAUCUACGUGCACCUCACCAACGCCACCGACACGAACCUUCUCAAGAAGACCAUGGCCAGUGUUCAGGACAUGAUCCUUCAGGCCAACCUAAAAACACUCGUAUUGUAA
Tricharina praecox is the source of this 1077-nucleotide messenger RNA. Its product is annotated as guanine nucleotide binding protein, alpha subunit. The record is from RefSeq and is a predicted model, not a curated record. Gene Ontology annotation, biological process: G protein-coupled receptor signaling pathway. Gene Ontology annotation, cellular component: heterotrimeric G-protein complex. Gene Ontology annotation, molecular function: GTPase activity; GTP binding; G-protein beta/gamma-subunit complex binding. The coding region runs from base 1 to 1077 and encodes 358 amino acids. Lineage: Eukaryota; Fungi; Ascomycota; Pezizomycetes; Pezizales; Pyronemataceae. The transcript has 8 exons.